GUCGGGGCUGUAAUAGCGCUCAGUCGUGCCACGAACGUUCGCUCGUUUGCUACACAAACAACAAACAUAUACCCAUACACGUAGAGCACGUUUGUGUACAUACACACAUCUACACACGCGUUGGAUUGUGUCUUCUCGCGGCUCUCGGCAGAGCGUCGCUUUUGCUCCCUCUUCGCGGAUUGGUCGCUGCUGCAACUGUUGCUGCUGCUGUCGCUGCUUCUCGCUCGCGCUGUGCUUUCAGGACAUCCCAGUCCUUUGUUUCGUUACUUUACCAACGGCGACGCUUCGCUGUGAUACAAGUGCCUCCCUGCGUCUUUCCUGCCUGUGAUACCACCUACGAUCAGAAAAAAUGCCGAGCCUGCGAAACGCGAUAGGACUGCAAGAGUUGACGGACAAAAGCUCCGGCAUAUGGCGAGCACUGGUGGCCGAGUUCCUCGGCACGGGCCUGCUCAACUUCUUCGGCUGCGGAUCGGCCAUCACGGGCAACAUCGUCGCCGUCAGUCUGUCCUUCGGCCUGACGGUGGCCGCCGUCAUACAAGCCAUCGGACACGUAUCCGGAGGUCACGUCAACCCGGCCGUCACCUUCGGCCUUUUGGCCAUCGGCAAGAUCUCGGUGAUUCGAGCGCUGCUCUACGUGCUGGUGCAAUGCGCCGGAGCUAUCGCCGGCUCGACCGUACUGCUCGCCCUUUCGCCCAGCGAACAGAGCCUCGGUGAGGUGCUGCUGAAAAACAACACUACGCCGGUCCAGGGCUUCGGAGUCGAGUUCUUCCUCGCCUUCAUUCUGGUCUUCGUAGUGUGCGGCGCUUGUGACCCCAACAAACCCGAAUCCAAGCCUCUUGCUCCGCUCAUCAUUGGACUCGCGGUCGCCAUUGGCCACAUCGUAGGCAUCCCACGCACCAACACGGGCAUGAAUCCGGCCAGAGCACUCGGCUCGGCGGUGGUCACGGCCAAAUACGACGACCACUGGCUGUACUGGGUCGGGCCGAUUCUCGGCGGUGUCGUCGCCUCGCUCAUCUACACCCACGUGACCGGACCAGCGAAGCCCAGCGACAGAUCUUACAACACCGUGCCGACCGACGAGAAGGAGCGGUUCGAGUACAUAGACAGCGGCCGGGGCGGCUUGUAAUAGUGUGCGUUAUAUACUGUAUAGAGAACUGUCUGAGUGAAGCGAAGCGCAAAAAUGUUAGAUCCAACUGUUCUAUACGUAAAUGCGUUGAUGAAAUUACGACAAAUAAAUAUCAUGCGUGAUGCCGAGUGCAAAGUAAAAAAGCAUAUAAACGUCAAGUCGUUGCGGCUUGAGGGCAUUAAUAACACAAAUAAAAAAAUAUAUAAAAAAGAAUAGUUCAUCAUCACCAUCAUCAACAACAAGUACAACAUCAUCACCCAUGUCCGUUAUGUUUUGCAGCUCCAGCAACUCACCAGCAGGAAGGGAGCUCAGCCCAUUUGAAACGAAUUCACGCAUCUUUUUAUAUAAGUAAUACUGCAGCUCGCUCAACUUAUUUGCUUUUUUUUUAAUUCGAUCCUUUAUUUUGAGAAAGUCAUGCCAGAACCAAGAAUGAGUUAAGAAAACGACGUGUAAUGAGAGGGCGAUUUUUGCGAAUGAGAAGAGAGCAAAAAAAAUACCGAGCGUGAGUGCAGUGAUCUCUCUCUUGUGCCCGAAAUUCUUGCACAAAAUAUAUAAUGAGUGUGAUUUUACCGAGAUGGAUAUAAGUACUUUUUAUGCUCUUGUGAAUAUUUGGAUGGAUAGUUUACUUUUUUUCGUUGUUGUUGUUCGAAAUUCAAUGAAUUGAAUUGUACGCGUACAUGUGUAAUUUGUGCCUGCAGAAAGCCAAAUCGGCGUAGCUGUAAAAGCACGUGAUUGCUGCGGUAAAAAAUCUUUUUACCCGAAUAACUUUUUUUUCUUCGCAACUGGUACAACGGAUGAGCAUUUUUCACAAAUUUCAAAUAACUUUGUAGGAAUCUUAAUUUUUUGAAUAAAAAAAAUUGUUAAACUACUUGCCGAGUUUUACGCUUAAUUUUGUCAUACAUGCUCAACUUCUUUUAUCUCAACGCAAAAAAAAUUAUGUAUCCAUCGUUAUAAGUUAAUGAACAAGUAUUAAUUUUAAUAGUAGAAUUUUAGUUUUUUUCACAAAUAAAUAUCAUAAACGAAUAAAGUGCGAUUUCAGAUUUUAUCUACUCGUUGAUGAUAUUACUUUAAAACUUACGUGACUUGAAGAGUUAGUAAAACUUUCUGCAAAAAUUAUAUCACAUAAUAAUUAAUUUAGUCUUAAAUAAUAUAGUAUGAGUUCUUAUUCUGCCUGUACACUGUACUAAAACCAUUGUAAUCGACUGUACCUGAAAAUGAAAAUGGUAUCCAAAAAUGUAGUAAUACUAAUAUUUUCUCUAUUUUAUGUAAAAAUUUCAAAUAAAAACAUUUUUCUAGGAAAAA
Trichogramma pretiosum is the source of this 2428-nucleotide messenger RNA. Its product is annotated as aquaporin. NCBI's taxonomy places the organism in Eukaryota, Metazoa, Arthropoda, Insecta, Hymenoptera, Trichogrammatidae. The record is from RefSeq and is a predicted model, not a curated record. Gene Ontology annotation, molecular function: water channel activity. The coding region runs from base 350 to 1126 and encodes 258 amino acids. Gene Ontology annotation, cellular component: plasma membrane. The transcript is spliced from 5 exons. Gene Ontology annotation, biological process: transmembrane transport.